Onychomys torridus (southern grasshopper mouse) is the source of this 1132-nucleotide messenger RNA. RefSeq names its product synaptonemal complex protein 3 (gene Sycp3). The record is from RefSeq and is a predicted model, not a curated record. NCBI's taxonomy places the organism in Eukaryota, Metazoa, Chordata, Mammalia, Rodentia, Cricetidae. The coding region runs from base 205 to 906 and encodes 233 amino acids. Gene Ontology annotation, cellular component: synaptonemal complex. Gene Ontology annotation, biological process: spermatid development; meiotic cell cycle. The transcript has 9 exons.
GGGAUUGGGAUGGAGAAGUCUGGCUUAGGGGUCGGGCACUGAGAAAAUUAGGGCAUGGAAUUGUGAGCUAUGAUCUAGGGAGCAGGUAGGGGUUGGGCACCGAAGAAAUUUGAGAUCAGGGCCGAGAGCCUAGAAAAUUCGUUGUUGGGUGCUAAGGGAAUCAUCAGUUGGUGCUGAGGCCGUUGUGAGUUGAGGAAACUAAAGAUGGUGCCUGGUGGAAAAAAGCUUUCUGGGAAAUCUGGGAAGCCAUCAUUGGUGGAUCAGCCUAAAGCCUUUGACUUUGAGAAAGAAGAUAAAGAUCUGACUGGUUCAGAGGAGGAUGUUGCUGAUGAAAAGACUCCAGUAAUUGAAAAACAUGGAAAGAAAAGAUCUGGAGGAAUAAUUGAAGAUGUGGGAGGUGAAGUACAGAAUAUGCUGGAAAAAUUUGGAGCUGACAUCAACAAAGCUCUUCUUGCCAAAAGAAAAAGAAUAGAAAUGUAUACUAGAGCUUCUUUCAAAGCCAGUAACCAGAAAAUCGAGCAAAUUUGGAAAAUACAACAAGAGGAAAUACAGAAGCUUAACAGUGAAUAUUCUCAGCAAUUUUUGAGUGUGUUGCAGCAAUGGGAACUGGAUAUGCAGAAAUUUGAGGAACAAGGAGAAAAACUAACUAAUCUUUUUCGUCAACAACAGAAGCUCUUUCAGCAGUCUAGAAUUGUUCAGAGCCAGAGACUGAAAGCAAUCAAACAGCUACAUGAGCAGUUCAUAAAGAGUUUGGAGGAUGUGGAGAAAAAUAAUGAUAAUCUAUUUACUGGCACACAAAGUGAACUUAAAAAAGAAAUGGCUAUGUUACAAAAAAAAGUUAUGAUGGAAACUCAGCAGCAAGAGAUGGCAAAUGUUCGAAAGUCUCUUCAGUCCAUGUUAUUCUGAUGAGUCUUUGAAGAAAGAACUUGAACCUAUGUAAUGUGAUACAAUUAAAACAUUAGCUAUGACAUGCCUUUAGAAAUUAUAGUUUAAACUAUAACAUCCGUAAUCGUUAGCUUGUUUAAGUGGAAGACUUCUGUUUCUAUUAACUUCUAAAUAAACCUCAACAGCUGUGUAAGUAGCAGCUAUUUCAAUGUCCACUACAGUCACAAUAAAAAUGAUUUAAAUUUAA